Molecule: messenger RNA, 2210 nt
Organism: Passer domesticus (house sparrow)
Lineage: Eukaryota; Metazoa; Chordata; Aves; Passeriformes; Passeridae
Product: galactose-3-O-sulfotransferase 2-like
Exons: 4
Coding region: 143-2050 (635 amino acids)
Biological process (GO): glycolipid biosynthetic process
Cellular component (GO): membrane
Molecular function (GO): galactosylceramide sulfotransferase activity
Source: RefSeq, a predicted model, not a curated record
AGGUCUGACAGGAUCUGUGUCCCAGUGCCCCCCCCGGGGAGGGGCCUCUGGCCACAGCACACAAGCCAGGCUCUGGGUGUUUGCUUUCCAGUCUCCCAGGCGGGUGAUAACCACCCGCUCCCAGCCAAGGCUCCAGCUCACCAUGCUGAAAUUCAAGAGGUAUUUGAUCACGAAGCUGAGUGCAAUCUACAGGUGCCAGCCAGGUCGGCUCUGGAUCUCCUUCAGCCUCCUCGUCCUCCUCCUGGUCACACUUCAGGUUGUGGAGAAGCUGCAGCCUCCUGGGAGCUGUCAGUGUGAGCUGGAGCGUGGCCUGCAGCAGACCACAGGCCAUGAGCUCAGCUCUGCCCUCCACAGCCCGGACCUGCUGUGGGAGGAUGACUCCCCUCAGGGGCACAGGGAAGCUGAGCCAGCCCCUGCUUUGACUGAGGAUGUUUUUGGGAUGCAUCUGUACCUCAGGCAGGAGACCCCCCCGGGAAGCAGCCAAGAGGAGCGCUGGAUGCAGCAGCCUGGGGAGAGCAGCGAGAAGGUGAGAGCCCCUCUGUCACCCACGGAGCUGAAACCCCAGCUUCCCGGCCUGGAAAAAGCAGCCAGAGAAAGUCCUCCUCCAAGCCUUCCCGGGAGGGUCGCCGCAGAUUUGGCAGAAGCUGUCACCAGCAAGUUCAUCAUCUUUGCAAACAGGCUGAGCACAGGGGAGCAGAAGGGAACGUCCCCCCCUGGAAUGGUGCAGGUGGAGGUACAGAGCCAGACUCAGCCUCGACCUGUGGGUUCUCCCCAGCCUGAGUGGGGCAUCUCAUUCACACAGCCCAUCCCAAACUCAGCUCAACCUCUGCAGGCAGAGGAUUCUUACAAAACAGACCUGAAGAUAGGAUUUCUCCCAAGCUGGACAGAAGCCUUUGAGGUCAAGGAGGUAAUAGCUGGAGAAGGCCAGCAGGCCAGAGGAGUCACCUCUCAAGGGAAGACAUGCAAGCCCAAGACUGACAUUGUUUUCCUGAAAGUCCACAAGAGCGCCAGCAGCACCGUCAUGAACAUCCUGUUCCGCUUCGGGGAGACACACAACCUCACCUUCGCCUUCCCCCAGGGCGGGGGCUUCCAGCUCUACUACCCCCACCACUUCCUGGCCAGGUUCGUGCAGGGCUUCUCCCCUCUGAGCCCCCGGCGCUUCAACAUCCUCUGCCACCACAUGCGGUUCCUGCAGCCGGAGGUGCAGAAAGUGGUGCCCAGCUCUGCCGUGUACUUCUCCAUCCUGAGGAACCCCGUGCAGCUGAUGGAGUCCUCCUUCGUGUACUACAAGGGCGCGUCGGCCUUCUCGCGCGUCCGCAGCCUGCAGGAGUUCCUCAGCCAGCCCUGGCGCUACUACGACCCCACCAGCGGCGACCGCCACUACGCCAGGAACCUCAUGACCUUCGACUUCGGCUUCAACCCCGACGGAGACGUGUCCCCCGAGCGGGUGCAGCUCAUGCUGAGGGCCAUCGAGGCGUCCUUCGACUUCCUGCUCAUCUCCGAGUACUUCGACGAGUCCAUGGUGCUGCUGAAGGAGAUGCUGUGCUGGGACCUGGACAGCGUCGUCUCCUUCCCGCUCAACAUCAGGGACAGCAGCACCAAGUCCCCGCUCGCGGACUCCGUGGUGGAGAAGCUGAAGGCCUGGAACAGGCUGGACUGGGAAAUCUACACGCACUUUAACAGGACUUUUUGGGAAAGGAUCGACCGCCACAUCGGCCGGGAGCGCCUGGGGCGGGAGGUGCGGGCGCUGCGGCGGCGGCAGGCGGAGCUGGCCCGGGCCUGCCUGCAGGGCACGGGCAGCGUGGCCCCCAAGGACAUCAAGGACUCUUCCCUGCGGCCGCUGCAGCACGGCGGGGCCAGGAUCCUGGGCUACAACCUCAAGCAGGGCUUGCCUCAGGAGCUGGAGCGGACCUGCCGGCGGCUGGUGACGCCGGAGCUGCAGUACAGCAGCCUCCUGUACAAGAAGCAGUUCCCGCCGCCGCCCCUCGAGAGCCCCCGGCCCGCUGCCUCCCGGGUCCCGCCGCGCCGGCUGCGGGCCGCCCGAAACUGAGCCCUCCUGCCUCGGAAUCCUCCUCCAUCUGCUGAGGGCAGCGAGGCCCGGCCAUGCUGGGGGCUGGGGGUGCUGCCCGGGCAUCUCUGUCCUUGCCCCGCUCUGCUCCUCUGCCCCUCAGGAGCCUCUGCCCCUCAGGAACUCCUGCCCCUCAGGAGCC